CGGCGGCGAAGGCGGCGCGCGCGGGGCGCCCUGGAGACCCCCGAAGCUCGCGGAAGGGUUUAGAGCAAUAUCCAGAAGUUGAUUCCAUCAUGGCGGAAGUCCAGGUGGAGACCCGGGCCAGUGUAGACUGGCAGAAACGCUGCCUGACCCUGGAAACACAGCUCUUCCGGUUCCGUCUGCAGGCCAGCAAGAUUAGGGAGCUGCUGGCUGACAAGAUGCAGGAGCUGGAGCAGAGGCUGCUGGAGGCGGAGCAGAGAGCAGAAAAUGCAGAGACCCAGGUGGGUAUGAUGGAAGAGAAGGUAAAACUGUCCAAUCUAAAGAAUGUGGACUCCACAGGCAGCCUGCACUGCAAGUACCAAGAAUUGCUGAAAGCCAUGCAAAGCAAAGAUGAGCUCAUCUGCCAGCUGGAGGCACAGCUGGAGAAACAGAAGCAGAUGAGGGCUGAGGAAGCAAAAAUUGUUCAAGAAAAAGCUGCAAAGAUCAAGGAGUGGGUGACCCUGAAGUUAGCAGAACUGGAGAUGGAGAAUCAGCACCUCAAGAGCUGUAAUCAGCACCUUCGAGACCAGGUGGGAGCACUUCAGCAUGAUCUGGAAGCUCUUCGGAUGGCACCCACAGGGAAGCUGCUAGGGGCCUCAGAAGGAACUGCAGAGCCGGAUUCUGUCCCUUCAGGGCCAGGAGACCAGCCUGUGGGGCAGGACAUUGUUCCCCAGGCCCAGGAUUUAAAGGCAACUGUGUCUGCACCUUCUUCGGGAGCCUUGCAGAACAAGGACCCUUUGUCUGAAACCAGCAGCCCUGAGGAUUCUAGCUGCAGUGUGGCCCGACCUGGGGAAGUAGUAGAAAGCAAGACCCUUCAACUCCAUCUGGGAAGAGAGGCACCUCCCAGCCAGCUGUGCAUGAAGCCUAGCACCCCCAGACAUGGCUCAGCCUUCUGGAGGGAGGUUCUGGUCACUGCUCAAGGAGGGACACUUCCUGGCACCAAGAACUCGGCCAGGGAAGGAGGCCCUGGCAGUAGCCUGACACUGCCAAAGGUUCGGGCUCCUAGCACCCCUCGAGACAGUAUCCAGGUGGCUAAAAGGCACCAUAGCCAGCCCCAGGUGGGCCCUGGACAUUUUGACCAGGUGGUGAGCAUUGAGAUCGGGGCCCUGUCAGCUCUCCACCCCUCUAGGCUUUCCAAGCUGGAGGCCCAAGCUCGGCUCCAGGAAGAACCAGAGAAGAUGGAGAUGGAGGAGCCGACUUCAGCAGGGAAGGAGAAAGAGAGAGAGAGCCUGAAGACCACUGGAGCUGAGCUACAAGAAGGGGGGCUGAGGAACAAACCACCCACACCCCCCCUGCAUAGGUUUCCAUCCUGGGAGAGCCGGAUCUACGCAGUGGCCACAUCAGGCAUGCAGCUGUCAGAUGUGUCUCCUCGAAGUAAUGCCACCUGCUGUGCUUCCAGUCCUCCUGCCCUGGCUUCUCCUGGAUCCUUCUCUGGCCUUGUCUACAAGAAUGUCACUGUGCCUGUCUACACAGCACUGAAGGGGAGAGCCACGCAGAUCAGCAGUGUACCCUUUGUGGAUGAGUCCUCUGGGUCUGACGAUGACUGCAGCUCUCAGGCGAGUUUCCGGAUGUCUGUCCCCUGCUCUGAGUGCAAGAAGACCAGCGGACUCGGCAGCCCUCGGGCCAUCAAAAGAGGGGUCUCCAUGUCGUCACUGAGCUCCGAGGGUGACUACGCCAUUCCCCCCGAUGCCUGCUCCCUGGACAGUGACUACUCGGAGCCCGAGCACAAACUCCAGCGCACCUCAUCGUACUCCACCGAUGGGCUGGGCCUAGGCACGGAGUCACUGGAGAAGUCAGGCUACCUGCUGAAAAUGGGGAGCCGGGUAAAGACGUGGAAGAGGCGCUGGUUUGUCCUGAGACAGGGACAGAUUCUGUACUACAAGUCCCCGAGUGAUGUCAUCAAGAAACCUCAAGGUCAAGUGGAUCUGAAUUCCCAUUGUCAGAUAAUUCGAGGGGAGGGUGCUCAGACUUUCCAGCUCAUCUCUGAAAAGAAAAUCUUCUACUUGACGGCGGAUUCACCCAGCAUGUUGGAAGAAUGGAUCCGGGUUCUCCAGAGCCUGUUGAAGGUUCAGGCCACUGGGCCUGCGGCCCUGCCACAUCGGGGCACUAAGCCCACUGUGAAGGGCUGGCUGACCAAGGAAACAUGGCUGUACCACCUCACAGUGGCUGCAGGUGGCAGCAGUGCCAAGGUGGGCACUGUCUAUGAGCAGCUCAUUGGGAAACUGAUGGAUGAUGAGGGAAACCCAGAUUCUCCACUCUGGAGGCACCCCAUGCUGUGCUACAGCAGAGAUGGGCUCUGUACCUCCCUCACAACCCUGCCCUCCGAGGCCCUGCAGACGGAAGCCCUCAAGCUCUUCAAGAGUCCCUGGGGUUUCCUUCUUCCUUCCUGUCUUCUUAGAAAUGAAACUGGCCAGUAUGCCACCUACUGCCAGCGGGCAGUGGAGCGGACGCUGCAGACCGGGGAGCGGGAGGCCAGGCCAUCACGCAUGGAGGUGGUGUCCAUCCUGCUGCGGAAUCCCUUCCACCACUCGUUGCCCUUCAGCAUCCCUGUGCACUUUGCUAACGGAACUUACCAAGUGGUUGGUUUUGACGGCUCUUCUACAGUUGAUGAGUUCCUCCAGCGGCUCAACCAGGAGACAGGCAUGAGGAAGUCAUCCCACUCUGGCUUUGCCCUCUUCACAGACGACCCUUCCGGCAGGGACCUGGAACACUACCUGCAGGGGAGUGUCAAGAUCUGCGAUGCCAUCUCUAAGUGGGAACAGGCCCUGAAGGAGCUACACCCUGGAAAGUCUGAGGGUGGGACACGCGUGGUGAAGCUGAUGUACAAGAACAGGCUGUACUUUCGGAGUCAAAUCAAAGGGGAAACAGAAAGAGAGAGGCUACUGCUUGCUUCUCAAACCAACGGAGAGAUUGUAGCAGGGAGAUUUCCAGUGAACAAGGAACUGGCUCUAGAGAUGGCUGCCCUGAUGGCCCAGGUAGAAUAUGGGGACUUUGAGAAGCCUAUCCUGCCAGGUGCCGGGGGCACACCUCCUGCCAAGGUUCAGCAUCUCCUCCACCAGGUCCUAGACAGGUUCUACCCAAGGCGCUACAGACUUGGGGCUCCCCCUGAACAGCUGAGGCACCUGGCAGAUACGCUGACCACAAAGUGGGCAGCACUGCAAGGCUGCUCCUCUCCUGAGUGCAUCCGCAUCUACCUGACUGUGGCCCGGAAAUGGCCUUUCUUUGGUGCUAAGCUCUUUGCUGCUCAGCCUGCCCAGCUGUCUUCCAAGGAGAACACUCUGGUGUGGAUUGCUGUGAAUGAGGAUGGUGUUAGCAUCCUGGACCACCAUACUAUGCAAGUGCACAUCACUUACCCGUACUCUUCUGUGACUACCUUCGGCGGCUGCAGGGACGACUUCAUGCUUGUGACUAGAUCUGCACCUGACCAGAGCUCUGGAAAAGGCCACAUUGAGAAGUUGAUCUUUCGGAUGGCUGCUCCCAAGAUUGCAGAAGCCACUUUCAUCAUGGCUAGUUAUAUGAAUCACUGCUCUGCAACUGUGAAUCCACCUGCCAACCCACCCACAGCCCACCAGCCGUGGGAACUAGAUGGACGCCAGUUCUUUGCUUCCGUUUCCUGCACUACUAAAGGGCCAACAUUGCUAUGAAGAUUUCUCCGAUCCAUUUCUCCACCAGCACUGGUGUCUCUGGGAUCGAGAUGUAUGUCCUGGAUAUACUACUACUGUAAUGGAUCUAACUUACCCGCCUGUGUAAAAUGUGUAUUGUAGGGUCUGUGAAGCCUUUAUCUCUAGGUACCUUAUGUUUUAGAGCCCAAUAUAUGAAACUCCAGGUCCAGUGUAAAAACCACUAAUUGUUUCACAAGAAAUCUGACUCUGGACACUACCUGCUUCUUGACUUAGACAAGACCCAGCACUGCUAAGAGUAGCAGGGUUGCAUUUGGGGCUUUGGCACUGAUAUGCUCAGAGGAGCCCAUAUAUAGAUAUAUAAAUUUUUAUAUGAUCCUUAUGUGAGGAUUUAUACUUGAAGUUUUCUGAAUAUCCCAACAGAAAAAGGUCUGAAAUUUCUAACUCACCUGAACUCUGACAAAUGCCUUCAACUCACUAAAACUGGACUUCCUUUCCCAAGUGGGAAAGAUACUGGCAAGACUGGAGGAAAAGGCCUAACCUUCCCCCUGUACGGGUGAGUGCCCCUUCUGGGAGCAGCGCUGAUCUUUACAAGGGACAUACUAUCCCUGCCUAAGACUUACGCUCUUUGCUUACACUGGACUGUGAGCUGAACCUAGCACCACACUCUGCUUGGAAAAGGGAGGAAUAGGUCUAGUCUGAUGUCGCUCUGUCUCAUCUUAAUGAAGGCUGUGCUUACUACUGAAGGACGAGGUGGUUACUGUCUAAAAGAUCAAGCAAAUGCUCUCUGUCUUUUGCUCCUAUGAGGCCACUGAAGACACAGAAAUACAGAAGACCCUUGGAACUUCUGAAAAACUUCCACUGGGAAUGAGGUUGGACAUAUGUAUGUGAUACCUGUUAUAGUCUAUGAAGUACAGUUAGUUUCAUGCUUGCCUCCCUGAAAACAAUGUAUCCUCAUCCACUCAGACUUUCUGAUUGAGGAGGGGUAGGAGGAAAUUAACUUUGCUUCUACCCUCCUUUACAAAAAACAAAACAAAAGAGUGCAAACUCUGAUUUUCCAACACUGAAAAACUUGAGUUUUUAUUUCAUAGCUCUAAGGCAGUCACCAUUUGUCAAUACUAUGAUAAAAACGUGGGCUUAGCAGGAGAAUUCAAGAACCAAGCCUUUAACUCCAAUUGAGGGAGAGGAGAGGGAGGGGGAGCGAUGGAGAGAGGGAGAGAGAGAGAGAGAGAGAGAGAGAGAAUGAAUGCAUGCGUGUGUGUCUACAAAAACUACAAGGCUGGAACUAGUUUACCUGAGAGAGUGUGCGUGCGUGUGCGUGUGUGUGUGUGUCUACAAAAACUACAAGGCUGGAACUAGUUUACCUGAAACUUCAGCUGCUAUAAGCUUCCCCUUUAAAACUGACAUGCAUGGUGAAAGGGGUGUGAGCCAGCCUCUUAAAGGAACUUGACUUUGCAAGGCAGUUGGGUUUUCCCAUUUGUCCCCACUUCUCAAUCUCCCAAGGAGAGGGAGUCUGGCAGAGACAAUUCUACCUCAAACAAGUCACACAUCAAAAGUACCAUGGACUCCCAUAAACCUCUUCAGGACUGAUGGACAAGGCAGAGAUUGCAUAGCUCUGCUGAUAUUCUGAGUGUCAGUAAGGAUAAUAUCUGCCAAGGCAUUUUUUCUUAAAAAUAAAGUUGUAAGAAAUGAGUAUGGAUGGAGCCUGUUUACACUGAAUUUAGGGUGAAGCUAUUUCCCUCACCAUCUCUGUUUUUCCUGACGCUUCAGGAAUCUUCUCUUAGUUUAAUAGUUUAAUAUAGAAGAAACUGCCUUAGGAACAAAGGUUUCUAUAAUUUAGUUUCUCUUUUAACAAGAUGGUUCCAUGUCUGGAAACAGAAACCAAAUUUCUAUCUCAAAUUUUAUUUUAUCCUCUUGGCAAAAGCAAAUUUUUAAGUAACAGAAAAUGCUAAGUAGCAGAAGAGUAUUAAUGUACUUGAUAUCCAUGACUGAAAUGCUGUGAUCAUAUCUGUCAAUAAAAAGCACCUGUCUAUGAACUAGA
Messenger RNA from Dipodomys ordii (Ord's kangaroo rat), 5697 nucleotides. RefSeq names its product pleckstrin homology domain containing, family H (with MyTH4 domain) member 1 (gene Plekhh1). The transcript has 25 exons. The record is from RefSeq and is a predicted model, not a curated record. Gene Ontology annotation, cellular component: cytoskeleton. NCBI's taxonomy places the organism in Eukaryota, Metazoa, Chordata, Mammalia, Rodentia, Heteromyidae. Bases 90 to 3680 code for a protein of 1196 amino acids.